AUGUUUGCCUCCACCGCCCAACAAGCCCGCGAAAAUCGAGGUACUGCAGAUGAACCCGCGGCCCCCCUGGAAUCACAAUCCCCAGCCCGCCGUGGGAGAUCAUCCAGUGAAGGCUCAGAGACUCCAAACCAGAGGCGACAAACAGAACCAGACAAGCUUGACGGUGGGUUUGAAAACCCAUUUGCAGCCCCCACCAGAUCCGCCAUCAACAGACAGCAGGAACAUCAAGAGGAACGUGAGGCUACCCCGCAGUCCCCCCUAACUGAUUUUUUGACCGCUAUUGCCGUCCCGCUGCUGCCCCCGGGAGCCUUAGACUUAUUCCGCGAGUUGUCCAAUCCUGAUCAGCAGGCGGCCCUCAUGACAACCAUGGCAGCCAUUGCUGCCCGAGGGCAUGACGGGCCCAACCCAAAUGCAACGCCUAACCAACAAGUUGGUAACGGCCCCGUGGAUCUAGCGGAAGAAAUCCGCCAAUUCCAAUACUCUCUUGCUGCCAAGAAAUUAAUCCGUAGGACGGCCCGGGAGAAUUUUGUUCAUCCUCUCAUAGAGGCUUAUGCCCAAGACAACCGGGUAAAUUCAUUAUUCCAACUUGUCCUGCGCCAGUUACGGCGACAGACCCCCGCGGUAUUGGAAGUGCACUUCCCUCCUGGGUUCAUCGAUGAAGAUCACUAUGCCGUUCAGCACGCCAACACAGCCAUCAGGACACAGUUGAAGCAAGUUUGGAACAAAUUCUGCAAUCACUUGAUGACUGGAUUCAGCCCUACAGGUGACCCUACCUUGCCUAACAUCCCCAAUCUGCAGAAUCUUUCCCAGAUCAUGUGGAGACACUUGAAUCCUGCCUUAGCUGGCACACCUGAUGGGGAAAUAGAUCGCCUAGUCAGUGAUCCACGAAUCCGAGUCCGCUAUGCCUUCUUGCAAUUGGGCACCCUUCAAAACUAUUAUGAUCCUAAAUCUCGGAACAUCUCACAGUGGCUCCAGAUUGAUAGGAAACUCAUUUCUAACCGCACACUGGCUGUGGAUUACAUCAAUGCGUGGCAUCAACUCAUUGGCGCAAAAGAUGCGGAAUUGUUUGGCCAUGAGCCCAUGGCUAGCAAAAUGAUCAACCAAAUCAAGCGGAGUUCUUCAAUUUGCGAAAUCGCCCUCGCCCAGCUUUUUCUUACCUUUGUUAUAGCGCACUUGCCACCCGAAGCAACACGUGCUCUGCUUGAUUUUGAAAGACAAAUUGGACAACAUCAUCACGAAUUCGAUGACUGGAUACAAUCAGAACCAGGGCCUGAUCUACACCUUCUGAACAACAACGCCGGCCAUGUAACCUCAAUGCCAUCACUUGAGCAUCACUUCGAAGAAAACCCCUUCUCUGAGGCGCCAUUUGCCGCGCUAGAUGUUGGUUGGGAUGCAGCAUGGCAGUUUGUCCACUCUUCCGUUGGCAUCCCAAGAACUAACCCUAACCCGGUCUCGCAGUCAAAUGAAUUGGAGCACCAUCAACUUGCUUAUGGUUCUACAAUGCCAUCCUCCUCAAAUCAGGAUCGACUUGAAGAUUAUAUUCAAAUGGGUUUGGUCCAUUCUGAAAGCGUAGAUCAAAAAAAGUCCCGACUUGAAACUCUCGGCUUGCAUUCCCAAACACUGCAAAGCCUGCCGACGGUGACCAUAUCCUCGCCGUCCAAGCAUUGGCCUAUUCAACACUCCAGUCUGGACAGAUUCUUCGAAGGGCAUGGUUCAGUUUUUGGCCACAUAGAGCCUCGUGCAGGACCGAUCGAGAACUUUACAUCCCUUCAAAGGAACCUUCCCCCGGAUCAUCCAAAUUCGAAAGAACUCGAGCAGUUCUCCACCACCAAACCUGACAGCUCUGCUGUGAUCCCGCAAAUUCCAGUAACUUUGAAAAUUCCAAUUGACCGUCAAGUGUUAAAUCCUUUAGAUAUGUUUAACCUGGGAUUAAAACCAUACGGAUUGAUCAAUUCACUAGCUUUUCCCAGGUCCUAUCACCAGUUGAAAUCUGGAAAGUCAUUGCAACCAAACGUGCUGCACAGCAGCAAAUUUUGGAAUAUUCUCAGCGGCAACAGCGAAGUCUCCAAGUUGCCUGUUCUGAUUCGAGAGGUUAUUGAAUUUGGAAAGGCUAGUCAAGAUACAGUUCUCCAGCGAGCCAGGAUGCUGUUGAAUGAAAUCUUCUUCCGUGAAGAACAAUUUCUUAUAACUUUCUCUGCUUCGACAUUUCAAAAAGGAGACAAGAAAAAUCUCCCACAUGAAGACACCAAAAUACUAGAAUUGAGAUGGGGCGAGCAAGAAAGACUUCUUCAUUGGUUGGUAACACUUUUUUGCUAUGGAAAUGAAAAGAGAUCAGAAGCCUUAGAAUUCCUGUUCGAACCGUCAGAAAUUAAAGAGGGAAAUCGCUCACUAGACUCAUUUUAUUCACAGUUUCUCUAUUAUUGUACAGCUCAAGACUCAGAGCUGAAUUCUGAAUUAUUGAAAAUGAAAGCAACAGUGGCAACCAAUAACCAGAGGAUCAUUCAAGUAGGCACUGGCGAUGCAAUGAAAACACAAUUUGCAAUCAACACCAUAGGAAUUUACCUGAAAUACAAAAACUUGACUAAAUGGAGGAAGCUGUUUCCAUUGGAUGUUCACUUUUCCAACUUAUUUGCUUACCUCAAGCAAAAUGAGUAUAAUGGUCAUAUUGCACGAGUCUAUCAAAUCCAUUUGAAUCAAUGGGAGGUAAUGGAAGUCCUGCCAUGGGAAAACACAUCAAAAUUUUGGGAUCAGAGGUACAUCAACAUAGAAAAAUUCAACAAGAACAUGUGGAAUUAUAGGAAGAUCAUAGAGAAGAACCAUUGGCAGAUCAUCAAGAAAGCUAUCAUAGACACUGAGGAACCUUUGGCAGAUGACGAAUUAAAACGAAAUUCCCUCCCAACCAUCUUCAAAGGGCAGGACACAAUAUCCGGCCAUGCAGAAACCCGGCAAAAACCCAGCAAUGAGAUUUCAUCUCUUAAAAGGGGCCUCAUUGCCAGCGCGGAUCAUCCAAAUUCAAAAAAACCCAAGCAGUUAUCAGAAAAGAAACUUUUCAGUUCUACUGUGAUCCCCCAAACUCCGGAAAGGUUUGUGGAAAAAACACCGACGGAACAUUCUGGUGAACUGAAAAAUGCUUUGGAUAUGUUUGCCUUGGGAUUGAAAUCAUACGGAAUGAUCAAUUCAGUAACGUUUCCCGGGCCUCGCCCGUGGAAAAAUCGAACGUUAUUCCAGCCAAACGUGCUCCACAACAGCAAAUUUUGGGAAAUUGUGAAGGGCAACAGCGAAGGCUCCAAGAUGCCUGUUUUGAUUCAAGAGGUUAUUAAAUCUGGAAAGGCUAGUCAAGAUACAGUUCUCCAUCGUGCGAGGACUUUGCUAGAAGAAAUCUUCUUCCGUGAGGGUCAAUUUCUCAUAGCUUUUUCUCCUUCUGCAGUGGAUUACGAAGGAAGCAAGAAAAUUUCUCCAGAUGGCAACAACGAAAGACUACUAGAAUUGAGAUCAAGCGAGCAGACGAAGCUUCUUCAAUGGUUGGUAACACUGUUUUGCUUUGGAAAUGAAAAGAGAUUAGAAGCCUCGCAAGUCUUGUUCCAACCGACAGAAGUUGAGGAGGGAAAUAGUUCCCUAGACUCAUUCUAUCAACUGUUUUAUCAGCAUUGUGCCGCUCAAGACUCAGAGCUCAAUUCUGACUUGUUGAAAAUGAAACAAACUACGUCAACCGCCGGCCGCAGAAUCAAAGUAAGUUCUGGCGAUGCGAUGAAAACGCGAUUCGCAAUCAAUACCCUGGGAAUUUACUUAAAAUGCACAAAUCCAACUAAAUGGAGGAUUCUUUUUCCAUCGGAUGAUCACUUCCCCAAUCUGUUUGCUUUCCUCAGGAAAAAAGGGUACUACUUUCACACUCCGCGUGCCUGGGGAAGGCAUCUGGUCCCAUGGAAAACAAUGGAAGUCUUGCCAUGGGACAACCCACCAAGAAACGAAAAGAUCAAAGCUACGGAUUUCGGCGCUUUUAUGGAACGGACCACUUGCGAGUCUAUCGUGAAACUUGUUGAGCUCGGGGCAGAUCAUCAUGAGCAAGCAGAACAUGAAACAUUCACCACAAUCGAAAAUCUGAUGUUCCCCUCGACUCCGAGCUCGUCCGAUAAGCCUCCAGUCCAAGGAGGCGCAAAGCGUCACCGAACGCGGAAGGAUGCUCGAGGCUAG
Molecule: messenger RNA, 4191 nt
Organism: Puccinia triticina
Lineage: Eukaryota; Fungi; Basidiomycota; Pucciniomycetes; Pucciniales; Pucciniaceae
Exons: 9
Coding region: 1-4191 (1396 amino acids)
Source: RefSeq, a predicted model, not a curated record